Molecule: messenger RNA, 1401 nt
Organism: Coregonus clupeaformis (lake whitefish)
Lineage: Eukaryota; Metazoa; Chordata; Actinopteri; Salmoniformes; Salmonidae
Exons: 2
Coding region: 50-967 (305 amino acids)
Source: RefSeq, a predicted model, not a curated record
ACUCAGCACGCACAAAAUCCUGAGUCAAGUUUAUGAUGGCGCAUCACUCAUGUCUGGCAGGCAUGGUGGUGUGCAGAAAUUGCUCCAAAACAAGCUGGAUCGUAACAUACCAUAUAUUCACUGCUUUAAUCACCAACUUCAUCUGGUUGUGAUUCAUGCCAUGUCCAGUGAAGCAGCUGUCGAUGAUUUUUUUGGAGUAUGCAACAUGCUGUACAACUUCAUCAGGAAGCCAACCGUGGCUAUUCUGUACAAAGGCGAUACCCUGAAACGUCUCUUGAACCAGAGAUGGACUGGCCACUUGGCAACGGUCAAAGUUGUGGUGAAGAGUUUUCACGACAUAUCCACAUUACUGACCGAGGUGGAAAACACACGAGGCCUUGGAGCGGAGGUGCGCGUCGAGGCUACGGGGCUGCUUCGUGCCAUUACGCAGCGCAGUUUCCUUUUCAUUGCGCACCUUGUUAUGAAACUGUUGUCACUUUUCGAGCCGCCUAACAGACUACUACAGGCCGAAGAUAUGGACUUGUUCACUGCGGUGACACUUGUGAACAGCGCUUCUGACUGCGUGAAGACAAUGCGCGCAGAAAACGAGUUUUCUGCACUGUGGGAUCUCUGCGCUCCUCCAGCAUCGGCCACCGAGGCUGUGCCGGUGACCGACCCUGGUCCAAGCAAGAGAAGACGCACAAUUAAUGAGAACCUCCGCGGAUUUGCAGUUGAAGAAACAGUUGGUCAGCCACAAAGUGACAUAGAUGAAAAGACUGAGUUCAUGAGAUUGUUUUACAGUGUUGUCGAUGCUGUGCAAGGAGAGAUGAAUGCGCGUUUUGGAGAGCGCAGUAGCGAGCUCAUUGGCGCACUGGCUGCUUUGAACCCAGAGGCCGAGGAUAAUUUCCUGGACCCAUCAAAGUUAACCCCUCUCCUGGUAUUAGCUGGAACUGAUGUGGUUGAAUCUGAAUAUACUGUGGCUCGUUAGUGCCUGGUGAAGAAAAUGACUGACACCCCGGUUACCCCCGAAGAUGGAAAAUGGACAAUAGCCAACAUCCUCAGCACAUUCAACUGUGCACUCCAGGCUAUGUCGACUGUUUUCACAGCCUACACACUUGCCCUAACCUUAGGAGCUUCCACAGCAAUGUGUGAAAACUCAUUUUCCACGCUCAAAAGCGUCUUCUCAGAGCAUCGGCGCAGUAUGCUGCACUGACGCAAGGCCCAGCUGAUUCAGCUUGCUUUUGAAAAGGACCUCACUCACAAGUUUAAGUCCUAGUGGAAGGAUACUUUGAUGAGGAGGUUCUGCUCGGAGAAACACCGCCUCCCGCUGUACUGACAGGAGGGACUGGAGAGAGGACAGCGCUGCCUCCACUCAAAGUACCGGAAUUCUGUAGAAGCAGCCUUUAUUUUCAGACUCUGCAG